GAUAGCUCCUCCUUCACACUCACAGCACAUCACGGGCACACCUCUCUCUUUCCUUUGCCUUGAUGUGGUGAAUACACACACAUACACCUGUGCCUACAUAGAGUGAACGAGCGAGGAUGAAAAUGAAAGCAAGCCCGGUCCUGACCGUGCUAUUCGCAGCGGCGGCCGGGUUCUUGGUCGGCAUUUCUUUUCCUGUGGACAUCACACCAAAGCUUCAGUGUGGCAUACUGCCUUGGAGCAGCAACAGCGGCGGCGUCGCCAACUGCAGCGUCGGUCACAGCAGUAGGCUCGGCAGAUUAUGGGGAGCGCCUUUCAGGAACAACAGCACCGGCGCCCCAAAUGCCACCAGUUCAGCACCGAUUGUAGCGGUUGCAGCAGUAAGAAACCCUCGAGAGGGCGCAGAGAGGCGGCUGCCACCGGGGAUCGUGGUUUCAGAGUCCGAUCUUCAUCUGCGCCGGCUCUGGGGAUCCCCAAGAGAGGACAGCCCGACUGGCAAGUACGUCCUCGCGCUCGCGGUAGGGUAUGGCGAAAGAGAAAAUGUCAAUGCAACCGUUCACAAGUUCUCCGACAACUUCGACAUCGUGCUGUUCCACUACGACGGUCAUACGACGGAGUGGGACGAGCAGUUUGAAUGGUCCAAGGAGGUCGCCCAUGUCAGCGCCAGGAAGCAGACCAAAUGGUGGUUCGCCAAGAGGUUCCUGCACCCAAGCAUGGUGGCGCCCUACGACUACGUGUUCCUGUGGGAUGAGGACCUCGGCGUCGACAACUUCGCCGCGGAACCGUACCUGGACAUCGUGAGGAGGCACGGGCUGGAGAUCUCGCAGCCAGGCCUGGACACAACUGAGGGGCCGGCGCCGAUGUACGACGUCACCACCAGGAAAAACAGCAGCGAGAUGCACAAGACAGAUGCAGGGGGCGAGCAUUGCUGGGACGUGCACAAGCGGCCGUGCAGCGGGUUCGUGGAGAUGAUGGCGCCGGUCUUCUCCCGGGAUGCCUGGAGAUGCGUGUGGCACAUGAUCCAGAAUGACCUCGUCCAUGGAUGGCCUAUCGACUCCUAUUUCUGGAGAUGCGUCGAUGAUCCUGAAGAGCAAAUUGGUGUCGUAGAUGCGCAGUACAUAGUCCACCGUGCGGUUCCAACUCUCCAAGGCGAGGGUGACAAAGGAAAACCAGGAGGCCGUUUUGAGGUACGAGCGCGUCAAUUUGAGGAGCUGGAGGCCUUUAACUCUAGGUUCGCCAAUGCGGACAAGGAACUCACCAACAGAUCGUUGUCAACACUCAAUUAGCUUACAUAAUUGAUUACAAGAGGAUGAACCCUAGUUUUUUUUAUUAGCCAAUUUUUUGCAUAAUGUAAUUACUAUUUUUCAACACAUUGCUACUUUUUUUUGUCUGUUAUCUUGGCAAGUUUGCUUGUGAAAUUCAGUUAUUCA
Hordeum vulgare subsp. vulgare (domesticated barley) is the source of this 1427-nucleotide messenger RNA. RefSeq lists its product as uncharacterized. Lineage: Eukaryota; Viridiplantae; Streptophyta; Magnoliopsida; Poales; Poaceae. The record is from RefSeq and is a predicted model, not a curated record. The coding region runs from base 117 to 1283 and encodes 388 amino acids. The transcript is spliced from 13 exons.